GACCGGCGAUUCGUGCGAUAAUGCGAAGAUUGACUGGAGAUGGCUGAACCCGUUCUCGGUAUUUAAAAAACAUUGAUUAUUCUUGGCUAUCGACUGGCAAGCGACGAAGAAAAUGCUGUCGGGGAUGGAGCACGGACCAAGUGCAACGGUACUAACGCCGCACAAUACCAAUUCACACGCGCCGCAGGAUUUUACAGUUUCGCGAUUACUCGCAACACCGAGUACGAGCCUAGACUGCAGCGAGAACUCGACGUCGAACGGCAGCAGAAGGCCGAGGCGGAGUCGCACGACGUUCUCGGCACAGCAGCUGGCCGCCCUGGAGAGGGUCUUCGAGAGGACGCAUUACCCGGAUGCGUUCGUGAGGGAGGAGCUGGCGACGAGGGUCGCACUCUCGGAAGCACGAGUGCAGGUACGAACGGGUAUGAGGUAUGGUGGUCGUAGGCUCGGUCGUAGGCCUCAGGUCGCGGCGUCGAGUACGCGGCGCUCAGCCAAGGAGAGCUCAUCUACCUCCUCCGGUGCGAGCCGUGCAGAAAUAAAUUUUCACGCCCGUACUUGUCACGAGCCUAAAAUCAAUGCUGACGUUAAUUCAUGA
Molecule: messenger RNA, 592 nt
Organism: Ceratosolen solmsi marchali
Lineage: Eukaryota; Metazoa; Arthropoda; Insecta; Hymenoptera; Agaonidae
Product: paired mesoderm homeobox protein 2
Exons: 2
Coding region: 113-592 (159 amino acids)
Molecular function (GO): DNA binding
Source: RefSeq, a predicted model, not a curated record